GAGAUGGCGCCUGCCCCUGCGGGCCCGCACUACGCGCCCCGGCGGGCCCCGCGGCCAGGCGGGGCGGGGCGGCGGGGCCCGGGGCGGAGCGGCGGCCUGGGGUGCCCGCGGUGCCCGGGGCACUGCGCGGCAGCGGCGGCAGGGCCGCGCUCUCGGUCACCAUGAGCGGCAGCGGGGCGCGGGGCGCGGCGGCCGAGCGGGAGGAGUUCUUGGCCUUCUUCCCCCAGAUCGUCCGCGACCUGACGGAGGGUGGCCUGCGGCACCCGGAGGUUGGCGACGCCGUGGCCCGGCUGAAGGAGGUGCUGGAGUACAACGCGCCGGGCGGGAAGUGCAACCGCGGGCUGACGGUGCUGGCGGCCUUCCACGAGCUGGCGGCCCCGGAGCAGCGGGACCCCGAGAGCCUCCGCUGCGCCCUGGCCGUCGGCUGGUGCAUCGAGCUGUUCCAGGCCUUUUUCUUGGUGGCCGACGACAUCAUGGAUGCAUCCCUCACACGCCGGGGGCAGCUCUGCUGGUACAAGAAGGAGGGGAUCGGGCUGGAUGCCAUCAACGAUGCCUUCCUCCUUGAGUCGUCCGUCUACAGGCUGCUGAAGAAGUACUGCGGGGAGCGCCCCUACUACCUGCACCUGCUGGAGCUCUUCUUGCACACUGGCUACCAGACUGAGCUCGGGCAGAUGCUGGACCUCAUCACUGCUCCUGUUUCCCGGGUGGAUUUGAAUCGCUUCAGUGAGCAGAGGUAUAAGGCAAUUGUUAAGUACAAGACGGCAUUCUACUCCUUCUACCUGCCUGUGGCUGCUGCCAUGUACAUGACUGGUAUUGACAGUAAGGAGGAGCACGACAAUGCCAAAGCGAUCUUGCUGGAGAUGGGUGAAUUCUUUCAGAUCCAGGAUGAUUACCUGGACUGCUAUGGGGACCCGGAGCUGACGGGGAAGGUUGGCACUGAUAUCCAGGACAACAAGUGCAGCUGGCUGGUGGUGGAGUGUUUGCGUCGGGUCACACCAGACCAGAGGCAGAUCCUGGAGGAGAACUAUGGCUGUAAGGAGCCCGAGAAGGUGGCAAAGGUGAAGGAGCUCUACGAUACCCUGGGCAUGAGGGCUGCUUUUCAGGAGUACGAGGAGAAGAGCUAUCAGCGCCUGCAGGAACUGAUCGAAAAGCACGCCAACCGCCUGCCCAGGGAGAUCUUCCUUGGCUUAGCUCGGAAGAUUUACAAGCGGCAGAAGUGAUGGUGGGCCUGGCUUGGGACGGAGAGGGCCCGGGGGGCGGUUUGCCCCCUUGCCUGGAGCUGUUCCCUGCCCGCCCCGCCCCCGCGGGUCUCCUGCCCUGGGCAGGGGUCCGGGUGCAGCUUGUGGUCGGUGUGAUGGGGCUGGGGGGCUGUAGGUCACCGCCAGCCUUUGUGUCAAUAAACAUAAGUUAUUGCGGGUG
Molecule: messenger RNA, 1419 nt
Organism: Falco peregrinus (peregrine falcon)
Lineage: Eukaryota; Metazoa; Chordata; Aves; Falconiformes; Falconidae
Gene: FDPS
Product: farnesyl diphosphate synthase
Exons: 9
Coding region: 162-1220 (352 amino acids)
Biological process (GO): trans, trans-farnesyl diphosphate biosynthetic process
Cellular component (GO): cytoplasm
Molecular function (GO): (2E,6E)-farnesyl diphosphate synthase activity; dimethylallyltranstransferase activity
Source: RefSeq, a predicted model, not a curated record